Messenger RNA from Pocillopora meandrina, 474 nucleotides. NCBI's taxonomy places the organism in Eukaryota, Metazoa, Cnidaria, Anthozoa, Scleractinia, Pocilloporidae. The record is from the annotation of a GenBank genome assembly.
AUGCUGCGAAACGUUGGCAAGGUUUUAAACUUAUACUUUUUGUAAACUCUUAAAACCCUCUUAAACAGCUAAUUUUUUAUAUGUUUUCUUUUCUUUUCUCAGUUUGGUGGUUUGAAAGUUACUGCUGUCCUGCUUUUUGUGAUCGCAGCCUCGCAAGUUAGUAAAUUUGGAAGAGCCAAAGCCGCAAAAGCAGAAUCUAACCUUAAGACGCAUACAUGGAAAUAUGUGGAAGACUACAACCCUGAAAUCUUCCUAGAAGAAAACUACGAUAAGAGUGACGAUGACUUUUUAAAUGUAUUCCAAAAAAAAGGGGGAUCAUGUUCGAGUGCAGAGAAUUGUCGAAUGUUAAAUAACACCUGUUUCAACACGAAAGAAGCGAGAAGAGAUGCAUGUAUAUCAGGAGGAUGUUCCUGUAGAACCAAUAAUGGCCGAUACCUGUUAAGAUGUGAUGAGUGUUUUUACGCAGGAAAUUAA